Messenger RNA from Rana temporaria (common frog), 6877 nucleotides. It is a transcript of the gene NRXN2, whose product is annotated as neurexin 2. Lineage: Eukaryota; Metazoa; Chordata; Amphibia; Anura; Ranidae. The record is from RefSeq and is a predicted model, not a curated record. The coding region runs from base 739 to 5835 and encodes 1698 amino acids. The transcript is spliced from 22 exons.
AUUCUCCAUUGCUGUGAUACAGGGAGGCAGCAGUGUCGCCUUUUCUGAGCAAUACAUAGGCCUGCACAUACAUCUAAAGGAUUCCACCCCUUCAGACUGCAAUCCUUAUUUGAAUCAGGUGUGUACAAACAUGUUGAGAACCCAAGAAUUGGAAUAUUGAGCAUUCCACAUCUAUCUCACAUUUCCUCUGUCUAGAAGAUCAAAGUGCCUGAGACAUUCUCCUUGCAGUUAGUGACACAUUUCAUCUCAAAGGACAGUCAAGGAAAGAAAGAUAGGGGUUGUAAUUUAUCUUAGCCAAAUGCAUAUAUAUAAUCUUGGGGCUCAAGUAAAAGGGUAAACUGGCUUUCUGAUCCCGGAAUCUUUUAGUAAACUAUUGUGAGGACAGUAAUGUAAAAAUAAUUUCCCUGAUUUUUUUCCCCCCUCCAUCCUUCCCUUACAACAUUUACCUCCCUUGUUUCCUCUUCCCUAUUUACAGCUGUUUCUCUUUGCAUUUAUUCGUUCUAGUUGAACAUUUCUUGCAUUACACUCAAUAAUUUUGUAAACAUUACGUUUGUACUUACUGCAAACCAAUUAUCUCAAUUUACUUAAUAAUUUCAACUGUGAUAUGACACAUUAUCAAAAAUAUUUUGUGUCUUUUUAGUCACCAUGACAUUGAUUUUCCAAUAACACUUGUAGUUAUUCUCAAACUUUUGUCUGUCCAACAUUCUGUAUUUUUUUAUUCCUUUACCCACACGCAACAUGUGGUCCCUGCUUUACCUGUCUUCCCUCCUUUCCCUUCCCCUCCGUUCCUUUUCACUCCAGUUCUAUGGGGCGCCUGGUCAAUGGGUCCGUUACUCUCAUCCUACCGAAGCCAGUAGUAAUGGAGGGUGGGGAGAACACCUCACUUUCCGAAUUAGAACAAAUGCCAGUCGUGGCCUCCUCCUCUAUCAAGAUGAUGAAGGAGACUGUGACUUUCUUGAGUUGGCUUUGGAUGGUGGACGUCCACGCCUAAGGUUCUCCAUUUCUUGUUCAGAACCUGCUGUUGUACGUCUGGCUCGGGUAGUAUCAGAUGGCCUUUGGCAUGGCAUAGUAAUUGGCGGUAAUGGCCGUGAGGGUUGGCUGAGUGUAGACGGAGAAAGAGGAGCAGCUGAAGUUCGAUCAAAGCGCAGAGAAAUGACACUCCGAAGUGACCUUUUUGUAGGUGGUCUUCCAUCGGAUCUACGUUUAUCAGCACUUACUUUGGGUGGCGCUAAAUAUGAACCACCAUUUCUAGGUGAAUUGGAAGUGCUAAGAUUGGGGGGUAGGCCAGGACAACUAUUAGCCAGUCAAGGAGUGGGAGGAACAGAAGAGGAGGAAGACAGGGGGGCAAAUCGAGAAAUGUCCAGUUCAUGCCAAGGAGCAAACCCAUGUCUCAAUGGAGGAAAAUGCAGAGAUGAGGUAGAAGGAGACAUAUGGUGUGACUGUCGGGAUACUGGGUACCACGGAGAAAACUGCUCUGAAGAGGAUCGUGUGAUCGAAGGGAAGGAAGAAUAUGCAGCGACAUUCAGAGGAAAUGAAUUUUUUUGCUACAACUUGUCCCACAGUCCUAUUCAGAGCAGUGCCGAUGAAAUUACCCUCUCCUUUAGAACCCUGCAGAGGAAUGGACUGAUGCUUCAUACAGGAAAAUCAGCAGACUAUGUCAACCUUUCACUAAAAAGUGGUGCAGUGUGGUUGGUCAUCAACCUUGGAUCAGGCGCAUUUGAAGCUCUAGUGGAACCAGUGAAUGGAAAGUUUAAUGACAAUAACUGGCAUGACGUCCGUGUCACCAGGAAUCUACGGCAGCAUGCAGGCAUCGGACAUGCUCUGGUCACUAUUUCAGUUGAUGGAAUUCUCACUUCAACUGGUUACACUCAAGAAGACUACACCAUGCUGGGAAGUGAUGACUUCUUCUACAUUGGGGGCAGUCCAAACACAGCUGAUCUUCCAGGGUCCCCUGUCAGUAACAACUUCAUGGGGUGCCUCAAAGAUGUUGUCUACAAAAAUAAUGAUUUCAAACUUGAACUGUCCCGUUUGGCUGCUGAUGGUGAUCCAAAGAUGCGACUGAGUGGUGAUCUUUUAUUUCGAUGUGAAAAUGUUCCUUCUUUAGACCCUGUUACUUUUCAAGUACCUGAGGCAUUUUUGCACCUUCCCCGUUGGGAGACCAAGAAAGCUGGAUCCAUAUCAUUUGACUUUCGAACCACAGAGCCAAAUGGUCUUCUUCUUUUCAGUCAGGGAAGGCCACGUGGUGGUGGAAAUGUACCAGGAACAAUUCCUGGAGCAGUUACCGCUGGACGACCUGAAAGACCACCAAAAGCAGAUUACUUUGCUGUGGAAUUACUUGAAGGAACUCUCUAUCUUCUCCUUGAUCUUGGGUCUGGUGGAAUUAAAGUGAAAGCAAGUCACAAAAAGGUCAACGAUGGAGAAUGGUGCCAUGUUGACAUCCAGAGAGAUGGCAGAAAAGGUUCUAUCUCGGUUAACAGUCGAAAUACACCCUUUCAGGUUGGGGGAGAGAGUGAAAUUCUUGACCUUGAAGGAGACAUGUACCUUGGAGGUCUUCCAGAACCCAGAGAAGAUCUUCAACUCCCCCCUGAGGUGUGGACAGCCUCCCUUGGCUUGGGUUUUGUAGGUUGCAUAAGGGACCUUUUUGUGGAUGGAAAAAGCAGAGAUAUCCGACGACUGGCUGAAUCUUCAGGAACUGCAAGUGUAGCCCCUUUCUGUACUCGGGAGACUCCACGGCACUGUGCAAAUUCUCCGUGCAGAAAUGGAGGACAAUGCAGAGAAGGCUGGAACCGCUUUAUUUGUGACUGUGUGGGGACAGGGUACCUUGGGGAAACAUGUGAGAGAGAAGCAGCAGUUCUGAGCUAUGAUGGCAGUAUGUACCUUAAGGUUCUGCUCCCUGGAGUCGCCCACACAGAAGCAGAAGAUGUUUCCUUACGUUUCAUGUCUCAACGAGCAUAUGGGCUUCUUUUGGCCACCACUUCUAAAGAGUCGGCAGACACUCUGCGACUAGAACUUGAUGGAGGAAAAGUGAAGCUCACUGUAAACCUAGACUGUAUUCGGAUAGUGUGCGGGCCCAGUAAGGGCCCAGAGACUUUGUACGCAGGUCAAAAGCUAAAUGAUAAUGAAUGGCACACAGUAAGAGUACUACGCAGAGGAAAAUAUCUGCAGCUCGGCGUGGACAAUGUCACCGUAGAAGGACACAUGGCUGGUGACCAUACUCGACUGGAGCUUCAUCACCUAGAAACUGGCAUAAUGACUGAACGCAGAUUUCUUUCAGCCCCACCUUCAAACUUCUUAGGUCAUUUAACAGCUUUACGUUACAAUGGAGCACCAUAUCUUGAUUUAUGUCAAGAUGGUGAAUUAGGUAGACGUUGUGAGCUCAAUGCUCGUGCUGGUGGUCUUCGUCCACUGUUAGCUGAUCCUGUAGUCUUUCGCUCAGGUCCAGCCCAUCUUGCCUUGCCGCGGCUUCAGGCUUAUGCUUCCAUGCAUCUCCUCUUCAUGUUCCGUACGCGACAUCCUGAUGGACUCCUACUUUACAAUGGUGGUCAAGGGCCUGAUUUUAUUGCUGUGGAACUUGUAAAAGGGUAUAUACACUAUGUCUUUGAUCUUGGGAAUGGUCCAUCCUUGAUGAAAGGCAACUCGGAAAGAGCUUUAAAUGAUAACCAGUGGCAUAGUGUUGCUGUCUCCAGAGAUCCCGGAAAUGCACAUACUUUGAGAAUUGAUGGAAGGACAGUUACGCAACACUCUACUGGUGCCAGCAAUCUAGAUCUAAAGGGUGAACUGUAUAUUGGUGGCCUUCCAAGGAAUAUGUAUGUCACUCUUCCAAAGCUUGUUGCAUCUCGAGAUGGUUUCCAGGGAUGUCUUGCUUCUGUGGAUCUUAAUGGACGCCUUCCAGAUCUCUUGACUGAUGCUCUCCAUCGAUUUGGUCCAGUAGUAAGGGGAUGCGAUGGGCCAAGCACAACAUGUUCAGAAGAAUCUUGUGGCAACCUUGGUGUAUGUCUACAACAGUGGGAUGGCUUUACAUGUGAUUGCACCAUGACAACCUAUACAGGGCCAGUCUGUAAUGCCCCUGGUACCACAUAUAUAUUCGGAAAAGGAGGAGCUCUUAUUACCUAUACCUGGCCUCCUAAUGACCGUCCCAGUACAAGAGCUGAUCGACUUGCAGUUGGCUUUACUACACAACAAAAGGAUGCAGUAUUACUUCGAGUAGACAGUGCUUCUGGUCUGGGAGACUACUUGCAGCUUCACAUAGACCAGGGCACAGUGGGGGUGAUUUUUAACGUGGGCACAGAUGAUAUAACGAUUGAAGAGCCAGGGGCUAUUGUAAGCGAUGGGAAGUAUCAUGUGGUCCGAUUUACCCGUAGUGGAGGUAAUGCUACCCUGCAGGUGGACAGCUGGCCGGUCAAUGAGAGAUACCCUGCAGAUUCUAAUUCCUCUAAUGUUGUUUUAUUAAAACUCUAUAAAGGGAACCCAGAUAGUGAAAGACUGGCACUUGCCCGUCAGCGCAUCCCCUACCGCCUGGGUCGUGUUGUAGACGAGUGGCUGCUAGACAAAGGUCGGCAGCUCACCAUAUUCAACAGCCAGGCAGCCAUCAAAGUUGGUGGAAAGGACCAAGGACGGCCAUUCCAGGGUCAGAUCUCAGGCUUGUAUUACAAUGGUCUAAAGGUGCUCUCCCUAGCUGCAGAGAGUGACCCCAAUAUCAGGACGGAAGGCAAUCUUAUGCUUGUUGGUGAGGUUCCAUCAGUCAUGACCACUGAGACAACAGCCACUACACUUUUGGCUGACAUGUCUACCACCAUCAUGGAAACAACUACAACUAUGGCCACCACCACCACUAGGAAAGGGAGAUCUCCAACCAUGAGAGACAGCAUCGCACAAAAUUCUGAUGAUCUUCUGGUUGCAUCAGCUGAGUGUCCUAGUGAUGAUGAAGAUUUGGAAGAGUGUGAGCCCAGCACGGGAGGGGAGUUAAUAUUGCCCAUAAUUACUGAAGAUUCCUUAGAUACCCCUCCUAUUGCUACUCGCUCCCCAUUUAUACCUCCUCCCCCUACAUACCGAACUGUCCUUACUCUGGACACCACCAAAGAUUCCUUGAGUGUUCCUUCCAACCUGAGGCCACCAUGCCCAUCUGAGCAAGAAGAUAGUGAUUGCGAGGAGGGGAUAGAGGUUUCUGGUUAUGCCUCUGGGGAAGUAUUUGAAUCAAGUUUUCCUCCAACAGAUGAUGAGGACUUCUAUACCAGUUUCCCAUUGGUAACAGAAAAAACCCCACCAUCUAAAACAGAAAGGAGAACUCCUGGCUCACGUCCAAAUAUAAAGUCAGGAGGCUCAACAUCUUCUCCUUAUGACCUUCUCACCUCCACCACAUCCCCAGACCUUGUCCGGAACAUCCCUGCCGGCAAAAUGAAUAACAGGGAACCCCUAAAACCCAACAUAGACCAAUUUCCCAAUAUCCCUACCUCUUUUCAAAUGGACAAAUUAAAUAAGCAGAGAUUUCCAUCUAUUACAUCUUCUCCUAAUUUCCACAAUUUUCCAACAGCAAAUCCUACAGGCUCAGGGGAGAAAGGAUCACCUGGAGCUGUGGAAGUUAUCAGGGAGUCCAGUAGCACCACAGGAAUGGUUGUCGGAAUUGUGGCAGCAGCUGCCCUUUGCAUCCUCAUUCUUCUCUACGCAAUGUACAAAUACAGAAACCGAGAUGAGGGAUCAUACCAAGUGGACCAAACUCGGAACUACAUCAGUAACUCAGCCCAGAGUAAUGGUGCUGUGGUAAAAGAAAAGACAGUGCCUGCCACAAAAACAACUGGUAAAAAUAAGAAAAAUAAGGACAAAGAGUAUUAUGUGUGAAAGCCUAACAGACUCUCCCAACUAUGGGAGUUUAGUUGGAUAUCAUCAAGCCAGCCUAUCAUUGGAGAAACCAGAUUGAACCUAUGCUGUAACCAACCAUUGACUCGGAUUAAAGGAACAGUGAUUAAUCCCUAGGUUAAACAAGAUAUUCCUAGGGUUUACAAGAUAUUAAGAUUUGGUCAGCAUUUUGAAUGUCAAAAAUUGCCAACUUAUUGUACUGACUCUGUAGUAUCAUACAUGGAUAUAUUCACCGGCCUUCAAGUUUCCAAAGCUUGUGUGAAUAUCAAUCUUCUACUAAUUGAACAUGAGAUCCAGUCAUCUAUUGAUAUCAAAUCAGAACAAGAGAUGCAUCCUGCACUCAGUACAACUAAGUGCUCAGUGUCUCCCAUCUAAAUUUUUGCUUUCAGUCUCAAAUUUAGAUAUAUCCCUUGCCAAAUAUGUCUCUUCAUAAUCCUGUAGAUGUGGAUAAACAAAAAAUCAAGAUUUUCCCUUGUGAUAAAUACUGUUUCAGAUUAUUAUAGGAAAAAACUAUAAUAAAUACUGCUGGUUAUAAUACUGAGUAAAGGGACUUAGGUGCCAGAGACUUUUUACAUGGACAGACUAGUUAAAGUUGGGGGGAGGGGGUGUGGUACAUAAUGAUUAUUCAAAUGUAAUUUCUUACAACAUGGAGUCAUUAAUGGGAGAAGAUGGGUAGCAUGUUCAAAAGAUAAUGACACACAAAAAAAUGUUAUGAAGAGAACUGACCUUGGACUCUCCCCUCUGUUCCCUAUAUUUCCUAACAUUUUUCUUUGCCCUCUCAAAGAUCAAGGGUAUUUCUAUUCCGGUUUGUGUGGUGUUGUCUUGGUUUUUUGAACACUGAGCCGUGCAAUUGACUUGUAAAUGAACUACAACUUGAAGAACCACAACUUGAAGAAAAAGCUUAUCUUAUUACCCCAUUAUCUCCUGAUACCCCGGUAUUUACCUAAACAGUAAUGGGGGCUGGGGUAUUGGGGAACAGAUCAUCAGAAUAUCAAUAAAGCAAAUGUUACGGACUUGUAUUGGA